GAGGACGUUUACUAAGAGCAUGUGGACGGAGUAGGCGUGGAGGCGUGAUGGACGCACGACACUGUCCAGACGUAUAGGAGUGCAAAGCAUACUCGUUCUAUUGUGAGAGGUUCUUCCUUAGUAUAGGGAGAGAUUUGAGAAUUUAUUGUUACUUUUUAUUAAACUCUUAUUGGGAUGAUGUCAUUUACACUGGAUAAGAUAAAUCAUUAUGAUGGUGUUGCACUACGGUUAACUACAUAGCAGAGGUCGAGAAGGUUGUUUUAAAUAAAAAAAAAACUUGAGGGUUGAACAUGGGAUGUUUCACAUACAGCCCCUCACCUCCCUUCCUCUGGCUAAGCGGAGGAUAACCCGAACCGCCAUCCUUCCAGUCCUUCCUGGCCAGGCGUCUGGCCCUUCUACUUCUGCCCAAUCAGCGCCGGGCGGGAGACGAUCCAUUACCGCCACCCUUCGCCUGCCGACCGAGGAUCUUCUUGCACCAGGUGACCAGUCCAUCUCUCCACAGCAUCAAGUAUACAUCAGAGGUCGACUCACCUACAUCUGGGAAGAGGCGAGGGCACGAGCGGCCAAGAAACCUCCUGGCGCGCUGGCCGACAACCAUCUCGAGAUGUCCACCGAGUACUGGGUGGAGAACAUCGUCAUGUGCCAGUGGAUGGCGCAGGUGGAGGAUGAGCUGAAGAGGCUCAAAAUCUCUAGGGAGGCCUCUUCUUCUUAGGGACCGUCGAUCGACCGUUUGAAGGCUGAGCUGGAAAGGGCUCAACAGCUCCUCCCCGAGGAGUAGCAGAAGUCGGCCGAGAAGGCUAACAAACUGAGUCAGAUCGAGGCUCAAUUGAAGACUUACGAAUGAAAACUCGAUCUGGCUUCUACUAGGAAGUGGUGCGCCAUCGCUGAUCUGGAAGAGAAGAACAAGGAAGCCCGACAAUUGGCCGAAGAUCUGAAGCAAGCCAAGGACUCUUUAUCGGCCGAGUGGGAGAGCCAUUCAGAAAAGGAGGCUGAACUUCAAGGCCAAGUUAAGCGCCUUAAAGAGGAAUUGGGGGAUUCACACGCCGCUCUGAAGACCUACCAGGAGGCCGAGCUGAGUCGUUUCGCUGCAAUGAAACAUCAAUACCUCCGCUCGGAGCCCUUUUUGGAGAAGGUGACCAAACGGAUCGUCUACUCAUUCGAGUUGGCCAUCGACGCCACGCUCGUCCAGUUGAAAGUGAACGACCACCUACCUGAAGCUUUCUCCGAUAGGGAUGUCGACCGGGUCCAACUUCUAGGGGUAUUCCUGACGAGGCCUUUGAAUGCAUCGAGUGAGUGGGGC
Messenger RNA from Zingiber officinale, 1300 nucleotides. RefSeq lists its product as uncharacterized. The record is from RefSeq and is a predicted model, not a curated record. The transcript is spliced from 2 exons. The coding region runs from base 296 to 712 and encodes 138 amino acids. Lineage: Eukaryota; Viridiplantae; Streptophyta; Magnoliopsida; Zingiberales; Zingiberaceae.